AUGUACACCGGCUUCCUUCUCUUCUUCUCCGCGCUCCUCACGGGCGCCCUCGCGCUGAGCUCUCCGCCGUCGGGAGCGAUCACGGUCGGGAACGGCGGCAAGUACUCGAAGCUGUCUACCGCGCUCAAGGACACAUCUAGCUCGACGUACUUUAUUUACGCCGGCACGUACACCGACACCGCGAUCAUCACGCGCGCGAACGUCAAGGUCUACGGACAGACGAACACCGCGGGCUCCUACACCGGGAACACGGUCACGAUCACGAACAAGAUUCCCGCGUCCUCCGCGGGCUCGAACGACGCGAGCGGGACGGUGCAGGUGCACGCGACGGGCGUGUCCCUCUACAACCUCAACAUCGCGAACACGUACGGCAAGCCCGUCGACCAGUCCCAGGCGAUCGCGCUCAGCGUGCAGGCGGGCACCUUUGGCGCGUACGGGUUGAAGAUCUCAGGCUACCAGGACACGCUCCUCGCGGACAAGGGCACACAAUUCUACUCGAACUGCUGGAUUGAGGGCGCGGUGGACUUUAUCUUUGGCCAGCAGGCGUCCAUCUGGAUCACCAAGUCCGUCAUCAACACGGUCGGCACCGGGUACAUCACCGCGUCCGGGCGGUCGAGCAACGACGCAAACUGGUACGUGAUCGACCACACGACGGUGCAGGGCACGGGGACGCUGUACCUCGGCCGGCCGUGGCGCGAUUACGCCCGGGUCGUCUUCCAGAGCUGCAGCCUCGGGAGCAACAUCCAACCCGCGGGCUGGUCCAUCUGGAGCUCCUCGACGCCGAACACGGACCACGCCACGUUCGCGGAGUACGCCAACACGGGCUCCGGGGCGUCGGGCACGCGCGCGAGCUUCGCGUCCAAGCUCUCGUCGGCGGUGUCGAUCACCACGGUGCUGAGCUCGACGAGCUGGAUCGACCAGUCUUUCCUCUGA
This is a messenger RNA of Epithele typhae, 933 nucleotides long. RefSeq names its product pectin lyase-like protein. The transcript has 12 exons. Gene Ontology annotation, molecular function: pectinesterase activity. The record is from RefSeq and is a predicted model, not a curated record. The coding region runs from base 1 to 933 and encodes 310 amino acids. Lineage: Eukaryota; Fungi; Basidiomycota; Agaricomycetes; Polyporales; Epitheliaceae. Gene Ontology annotation, biological process: cell wall modification.